This is a messenger RNA of Parnassius mnemosyne (clouded apollo), 792 nucleotides long. Lineage: Eukaryota; Metazoa; Arthropoda; Insecta; Lepidoptera; Papilionidae. The record is from the annotation of a GenBank genome assembly.
AUGUUGAGACAUCGAAAAUACUUGUAUGGCCCUGAUACGCAUCUUAUACCGGCUAAAUUAAAUUUAGGUGAUUUUUUUAUUCGACGACUAAGCGAACAUGGAAAUAAGAUUGCUAUGACGUUCAAAAUGUUGAGACAUCCAAAAUACGUGUAUGGCCCGGAUAUGCAUCUUAUACCGGCUAAAUUAAAUUUAGGUGAUUUGCUUAUUCGAAGACUAAGCGAACAUGGAAAUAAGAUUGCGAUGAUUAAUGGUGCUACAGAUGAGAGACUUACGUAUAACGAAAUAGUCCAAACAUCCAUGAACAUUGCCGUUUCGUUAAUUCGAAUCGGCGUGAAAAGGGGAGACGUUGUGGGGAUAUGUGCUGAGUCAAGAUUGGAAAACUGGUGCACUGUUAUUGGAAUAGCUUGCACUGCAGCUGUGAUGACGCCUUUUAAUAUCGGAUAUGUUAAGGAUGAACUAAAACACGUAAUGAACAUAUCGAAACCAAAGUUCCUCUUCUGUUCAAUGCAAGGUUAUAAGGCACAUGAGACCAUUUUGAAGAAUUUAGACUUUUUAAAACAUAUAAUAUUAUUUGGAGAUGAAAGGCUGGAUGGUGCCUUACUUUAUAAAGACCUAGCGACAGCAGUGCCGAAUUCGAUAAUAUCAAGGAAUGUGAAAUUUGAAGAGUUUCAAGGGGUCGAAGUGGAAGGGCAGACAGAUACAGCUUUUAUCAUGUAUUCAUCUGGUACGACUGGACUUCCAAAGGGUGUUGUGCUAAGCCACUUAAAUGUAAUAUCAGCAACCUCCUUGUAA